UUGUCAAGCCUCUUCACCCCGAAAAAUUUUCCCCGCAAAACUUGAAACACAAAACAAAAUAGGCCUAUUCUUUAUUCGUAUUGACCGCUUGGUAAUUUAUGAACAUGGGCGAGGAGAUGAAUAUUACAGAGGACGAGGCGGCGUUAUACGACAGACAGAUUCGGCUCUGGGGAUUAGACGCACAACGAAGGUUACGUGCAGCCAAAGUCCUUUUAAUUGGACUGAGGGGACUUGGGGCAGAGAUUGCUAAAAACAUAGUGCUGGCUGGAAUAAAAUCAAUUACGCUGAUGGACCACACAGACUCAACAGAAGAAGACGGAUGUUCACAAUUCCUUAUUUCCCGAAGUGACGUGGGUAAAAAUAGAGCGGAGGCAUCUCAAGAGAACACGCAACGUUUGAACCCCAUGGUGGAAGUGGUGGCAGACACGCAGAGUGCGGACGAGAAAACCGACGAUUUCUUCACAAAGUUUGAUGUGGUGUGUGCCACUUGCUGCAAGCAGACCACGCUCCUCAGAAUCAACAAAAUCUGUUCAGACCAUAAUAUCAAGUUCUUUGGGGGAGAUGUCUUUGGUUUCUAUGGUUUCAUGUUUGCUGAUUUAGGAGAGCAUGAAUAUGCAGAAGAGGUCCCAAAGCCCAAACCAAAAGAUGAGGGAGGGGAACCAGCUGCCAAGAAAGCCAAAACAGAGGAAGUGGAGAUGGUAACAGUAAAAAAGAGUGUUGACUUUAGUCGCCUUCAAACAGCUUUACAGAUUGACUGGUCCUCAGAAUCGGCCCAAAGAAAACUCAAAAGAACUCCCAAUACUUACUUCAUUAUGCAAGUGUUGCAUGACUUUAUGGAGAAGCACAGUAGAUCUCCUGAUGCCAAACAAAAAGAGAAUGAUAUCAAGUUAUUAAUAGAACAGAAAACCAAGACUCUGGAAAAACUGAAUCUCAGUCCUACUCUCAUCUCGGACGAUUUUGCCAGUUUCUGUUUUGCUGAGUUGAGUCCUGUGUGUGCUAUUGUGGGAGGAGUGGUAGGACAAGAAAUCAUCAAGGCAGUAUCAUUAAAAGACCAGCCCCAUGACAAUUUCUUCUUCUACAACGGGAUAGAGGGCAGUGGCUUGGUGGACAGAAUCACUUCCUCCUGACCUCUGACCCUGAAGUUCAUUACGUGAUGUCUACACAUAUCUCAUUUGUCAUUUAAAUAUAGAUUUUUUUCUCGUGUUUACCGAUACAUAUUUGAUGACUUCUUAAAAUAAAAUGACAUUGUCUAUAACCGCUUCGACAGAAAAAGAUGAAAUUUACAGCAGAAAUAGAUUGUGUAGUAUACAGACAGUGCAAUGAAAUAUAUUCCAUGUUGUUCAGCUGUGAGUACUGGUACAUGUAUUAAAUACCUUACGCAUGGUAAA
Molecule: messenger RNA, 1388 nt
Organism: Ostrea edulis (European flat oyster)
Lineage: Eukaryota; Metazoa; Mollusca; Bivalvia; Ostreida; Ostreidae
Product: SUMO-activating enzyme subunit 1-like
Exons: 9
Coding region: 99-1127 (342 amino acids)
Biological process (GO): protein sumoylation
Cellular component (GO): cytoplasm; SUMO activating enzyme complex
Molecular function (GO): SUMO activating enzyme activity
Source: RefSeq, a predicted model, not a curated record